Anisakis simplex (herring worm) is the source of this 267-nucleotide messenger RNA. The record is from the annotation of a GenBank genome assembly. Lineage: Eukaryota; Metazoa; Nematoda; Chromadorea; Rhabditida; Anisakidae.
UUGACUGAUCAAUUCGAGGGACGAUUUGUGGUGCUGGCGUUGAGCGCAAACGGACUGGCGUUGUACUGGAAACAAUGGGAGAGCGAUGCCCAACAACGGCUAUCAGAAGCGAUCUACGUUGACGAGAUUGUGGAUGUGUAUGCGGGAUGCUGCACGGAGACCGUAAAACAAAAGGUUCGGCAACAACGGGUAAUGAAUGCGUUGUUUGAUGGGCCAAGCAAACUCUCUGUUCAGUGCACGUUUUAUCAUCAGUGUGUGCCUGCCUGA